Messenger RNA from Prunus armeniaca (apricot), 495 nucleotides. The record is from the annotation of a GenBank genome assembly. Lineage: Eukaryota; Viridiplantae; Streptophyta; Magnoliopsida; Rosales; Rosaceae.
AUGCUUAGCCGAGCUUCUCUGCCAUGCAGGCCUUCAUGUCACCUAUGUCAACACUCACCACAACCACCAGCGCUUGGCCAACCGCCAAGCCCUCUCGACUCAUUUCCCCACCCUCCAUUUCGAGUCCAUCAGCGAUGGCCUCCCCGAGGACGACCCCCGUACCCGAGUAGCCAGUUGUUGAUUGCGUUGAAGACGUCCAUUAGGCCUCAUUUCCGGGAGCUGCUCAAAACCAUUUCACUUAAGGCCGAAUCGAAUGAUGCUCUGGUGCCGCCUCCGAGCUGUAUCGUGACAGAUGGGCUCGUGACUUUUGCGUUUGAUGUGGCGGAGGAGCUGGGGCUGCCCAUUCUAAGUUAUAACGUUCCUUGUCCUCGUUACCUGUGGACUUGUCUUUGUCUCCCCGAGCUCAUUGAGAAUGGCCAGCUUCCUUUUCAAGGCAAGAGUCUCUACUUCACCUCUUAUUUUAUUCAUCUCUACAUAUAUGAACGACCUCCAUGA